Messenger RNA from Periophthalmus magnuspinnatus, 3438 nucleotides. RefSeq names its product growth arrest-specific 2 like 1 (gene gas2l1). The transcript is spliced from 5 exons. NCBI's taxonomy places the organism in Eukaryota, Metazoa, Chordata, Actinopteri, Gobiiformes, Gobiidae. Gene Ontology annotation, molecular function: microtubule binding; actin filament binding; cytoskeletal adaptor activity. Bases 319 to 3315 code for a protein of 998 amino acids. Gene Ontology annotation, biological process: protein localization to microtubule plus-end; regulation of microtubule polymerization or depolymerization; microtubule bundle formation. Gene Ontology annotation, cellular component: stress fiber; microtubule plus-end; actin filament. The record is from RefSeq and is a predicted model, not a curated record.
UGCGGAGAGGCGGCGACAUGGGCUGAGCAUGUCCCAGCGAGUUGCUCCCAGACGCUGGCCAGUCAACAAUGAAACGCCACACAGGACUCCCAUACAAUGACACGUGGAUUAUCACUCGAACCUAGGCAGGACUAACCGGUCGUCUCGUGCCCUUGAAGCGUUUUCAUUCCGUAUGAUCUGAGAGUCUCCAGCAAUGCAUGUGCUAACGAACUUGGAAAAGACAUCCGGCAUCCAUGCGCCACGGCAGCCCCACAUCACAGGCGACGAGACUAGGCUAUGCGGUAAGAAGAACCCCGCGAUGGCUGCGUCUAUGCCGUUAUGUCCUUGCGAAUCGUUCGUCAAGCUCAGGGCUACAUAGAGCGAUCCCUCGUUGAUGCAGACAAUAUGGCUGAUCAGAGAAACAUUCAGUCGGCCGCCUCCAAGAGCAUCAGGCCGUUUAAGUCCAGCGAGGAGUACCUGUACGCCAUGAAGGAGGACCUGGCGGAGUGGCUUAACACGCUGUACGAGUUGGACGUGAGCGCGGACACCUUCAUCGAGGGCCUGGAGACGGGCUGCGCACUCUGUCGGCACGCCAACAACGUCAACCGCGCCGCUCACGACUUCCAGCUGGAAUACCCGGAGGCUGCCCGCUCCAUGAAGUUGCCUUCCAAGGAUGUGGUGUUCCAGUCUCGGAACGUUAUUCCCGGAUCCUUUCUGGCGAGGGAUAACGUGUCCAACUUCAUCAGCUGGUGCAGACAGGAGCUUUGGAUCAAGGACGUCCUCAUGUUCGAAACCAACGACCUGGUGGAGAGAUGCAACGAGAAAAACUUAGUGUUGUGUCUGCUGGAGGUUGCCCGAAGAGGGUCCAAAUUUGGGAUGCUGGCGCCGAUGUUGAUCCAGCUGGAGGAGGAAAUCGAGGAGGAGAUCCGGGACCAGGAGUGCCUGAGGAUGGAGGCCGAGGAGCCGGCAGUGGAGAGCUCAAAGAGCAGGUCCGUGAGCCGAGUGGAAAGCAGCCGGAGUCCCGAGGAAGAGGUCGAAACGGAGCCCUUCGUGUGGCCGCAGAGGAGAGUGCUGUGCGACAUGAGGAACCUGGAUGAAUUGGUACGUGAGAUUUUGGGCCGCUGCUCCUGUCCUGCUCAGUUCCCCAUGAUCAAAGUGUCCGAGGGCAAGUACAAAGUGGGCGACUCCAGCGCCCUCAUCUUCAUCAGGGUCCUGCGCACCCACGUGAUGGUGCGGGUGGGUGGGGGCUGGGAUACGCUGGAACACUACCUGGACAAACAUGACCCGUGCCGCUGCACUGCCUUUGCUCACCGGUAUCACCAGGCCAAAGGUAGUAGCCACAGUCAGGGAGCCAAGAGCAAGUCCUCCAGUGCCCAGUCAUCCCGAUCCACCAGCCCAGGGCCCCAAUGGAGGAAUGAGCCAAUCAGCACCUGUAAAGCCAGCUCCUCCCCUAGCCGUCCCUCUGGCUCCUCUCCCUGCCGCUCAGACUUCUCCCCUAGUCGUUGCGCCGAGGUGGACAGCCAUGCCCACAGCAUGCUGCCCCGCCCCCCUCGGGACCGCUCCGAGCCCCAACACUUCAAUUGUCUCAGGAACAGAAACACCACGCUGCCGCUGACCAGGCGUCUCUCCGGGGACAGUGACUCAUCCACGGUGUCCUCAAAAGGGGGAGGGGCAUCGUGCACACGACGCUCUGGUGAGGAGGUUAUUCUGAUGGUCAACCGCAAAGAGGGGAAGCACAUCAUCGAAAGACCCGGAGCAACCAUCCCAGCCAGAACCACACGCCCCUCCCCCCGCGCCCGAAGCCAGUCCAGAGAGCCCAGCCUCAAACCCAGCCCUCCCACUACGAUGGAGGAGCGACCUGAGAGAGGCCGCUCCCUUGGCACUGAUGGGCCCCGCAGGUUCCAUGUCCCUCGCUCACACAGCCAGGGAAAACUCAUCAGUCGCACCCGCAUCAGUGAUGCCAGCCCUGAGCCGGCAUCUUGCUUCAGGGACCCCCAAAGAGACGAUCUGAGGCCUAAAGGGACGCUCUCCUCCCCCAGAACCAUCAAGAGACAACCUCCAAGGACCAUCAACUCACCGUUGAAGGGUGCAUCAAAUAGCAGCUGUCCCAGUAAGAAGAUCAGCACACCCAGACCUCCAGCCCCUCGCUCACCCUCCUUCGGAAGAGGACGCCUCCCUCCAGUGUCCAUUGGGGGCCGGCGCUCACCUCACUCCUCCCCCCACCACAAUCACAUGGCCCGCCCGCUCCGGCAGUCAAACGGCCAAGGAGCACUGUAUCGGAAUGGCUCAGCAGAGGAGCCAAGGGGGCUGGCCUUCCACAUGCUGCCUCCUCUGGACCCCCAGAGAGAGCAGGACUUAUACCGCAGUCUGGAAAUGGAGUUCUUGGAAAAUACUCGGCAGGUGAUAUCUGGAGCAGGAGGUGGGGCUAGAACCCAUCUGGCGCCCAACUCUGAUGUCACAGACUCCGCCUCUAACCCCUCUUCUUCCUCACUGAAUGUGGGCACUAAGGCUGGAUCUCUUCCAGACCUAAAGGACUCAAGGCGGACACACAGGCCCCUCCCUGUGGAUGACCCUUUGACUUUAUUGUCGGGACAGAGCUCAGGAGCAGGCAUAGGGGUGAGGCAGGCAGAGCCUGAGCACUGGGUGGGCCGGGGGCUCAGGAGGCUGCCUGCCAUCUGCGGGUCCUCUGCAGACACCUCCAAUCAUGUACGGGACCCAGCACCUGUCCAGGACCCAGCACCUGUCCGGGACCCAGCACCUGUCCAGGACCCAGUAUCUGCCCAGGCCAUGAGGAGCCUGAACAGGGCCCCAUGUAGGAUCCUAAAUGGGGGCCGUGCACCUGCAAGAGGGUCAAAGGGAGAUGUCCUGAGUGUAAAUCAGCAUUCAGACUUCCCUUAUGAGGAGAAUAGCAGUGAGGACCUCCCACCUCCCGAGGUGUGCCAGUCCCCCUGCUCCCUACCCCUCUCAGAGGAGUACGCCGACUCUUCCAGUGAGAGCUCCUCCAUGUGCUUCAGUCUGAGCGAGUCCUCCCCUCCGCCCUCCCACUCAGGCCUGGUCAAUGGAGAGACAGUGUCCUCUAGGAAGGACCCCCACAAGCACAAGCUGAAGGCCCGAGUAAGGCCUCGUACUGACCACCGACCUGCCCACAGCCCCUCCAGGAUCCCCACCCCCGUCAAGUACAGAUCCCCCUGUCACACACCUGUCUCCUUCAGAUCCCCCUGUCAGACGCCCCCUCUGUCCCCCCAGGGCCCUGCAGGACAUGCUGCCUCCUGUAAGGGCCUGCAGCAGGCCUUCCCUGGACAGUCGGGGAGUCUAGACACUGAAUCUUGGAUGUAGAACAAUUGUGUUUUUUAUGGGUUGAAUACUGACUACUAUUGUGUCCAUGCUGAUGCAUUUUUAUUUCAAAAGAUUUUGCAGAGGUCCAUCAUGAAAAGAACAACUAUUUUGUUUAAUAUUUUU